This is a messenger RNA of Pediculus humanus corporis (human body louse), 351 nucleotides long. RefSeq names its product C-ets-2 protein, putative. Bases 1 to 351 code for a protein of 116 amino acids. The transcript is spliced from 3 exons. Lineage: Eukaryota; Metazoa; Arthropoda; Insecta; Psocodea; Pediculidae. Gene Ontology annotation, cellular component: nucleus. Gene Ontology annotation, biological process: regulation of transcription by RNA polymerase II; cell differentiation. The record is from RefSeq and is a predicted model, not a curated record. Gene Ontology annotation, molecular function: DNA-binding transcription factor activity, RNA polymerase II-specific; sequence-specific DNA binding.
AUGGUAUCUCACCGAAUUAGGAUAUCAGCAAAGAGUCAAAACGAAAAAAGAUCUACGACGUACCUGUGGGAAUUCCUGUUGAAACUUCUUCAAGACAGAGAUUAUUGUCCGAGAUACAUAAAGUGGACCAAUCGGGAAAAAGGAGUUUUUAAAUUAGUCGAUUCGAAAGCAGUUUCAAGGUUGUGGGGCCUUCAUAAAAACAAACCUGAUAUGAAUUACGAAACAAUGGGAAGAGCUUUGAGGUAUUACUAUCAACGAGGGAUCUUAGCCAAAGUGGAUGGACAACGUCUUGUUUAUCAAUAUGUUGACGUUCCAAAGGACAUCGUUGAAAUAGAUUGUUCCGGAGCGUGA